Adineta ricciae is the source of this 615-nucleotide messenger RNA. NCBI's taxonomy places the organism in Eukaryota, Metazoa, Rotifera, Eurotatoria, Adinetida, Adinetidae. The record is from the annotation of a GenBank genome assembly.
AUGCCAUUUCUUGGUCGUCGACAUCGUCGUACACAUCUACGCAACGGACGGUAUUUCACCCACAGAAACAUCAUCAUUGAAAGUGCGCUAAAUAUUGCAAAGGCAAUGAAUAAGCCAGUUAGCGCUUCAAUUACUGGCGGAUGGAAUAUUGCUACUCUGGACAGUACUGAGUUAUAUGAUCCAUCCACAGAUAACUGGACAACAGCAAACAGUAUGAGUAUUGCACGAUAUCAACAUACAGCAACAAUGUUAUCAAACGGAAAGGUUUUAGUUACUGGUGGAGCAUAUACUAGUGUUGUUUAUCUUAACACUGCUGAAGUAUAUGAUCCAUUCACAGGUAAUUGGACAACAGCAAAUAGUAUGAGCAUUGCACGAUAUCAACAUACAGCAACAAUGUUAUCGAAUGGGAAGGUUUUAAUUACUGGUGGGUGGAAUGAUGGUGGUUCUGUCAACGGUGCUGAAAUAUAUGAUCCAUCCACAGAUAGUUGGACACCAGCUAACAAUAUGAGUAUUUCCCGAUAUCAGCAUACAGCAACAAUGUUAUCGAGUGGAAAGGUUUUAGUUACUGGAGGACAGAACGGUGGUUAUCUUACCAGUGCUGAAUCAUACGAAUAA